Chrysoperla carnea is the source of this 1084-nucleotide messenger RNA. It is a transcript of the gene Unc50, whose product is annotated as protein unc-50 homolog. Gene Ontology annotation, cellular component: Golgi membrane. Bases 204 to 1013 code for a protein of 269 amino acids. NCBI's taxonomy places the organism in Eukaryota, Metazoa, Arthropoda, Insecta, Neuroptera, Chrysopidae. The record is from RefSeq and is a predicted model, not a curated record. The transcript is spliced from 4 exons.
GUUUAUUUUCAUUGGACAAUAAAUUUGUAUAUGACAGUUCACUUGUUCAGAAUUUAUAUGAUUGAAUCAAAAAAAAAUACACAAAUCAAAAAUUUUAUUUAAACAUUAAUUUGUACAAAAAACUAAACACUAAAUUAAGAUAUUUAUUGCAAUAAUGGUGCCAACUAUAUAAUAUACAUACAAAAAAAAAAAAAAUUGUAAAUAUGAGGCAAUAUACAAGAAGUCCCCGAUAUGAUUCGGAUAACCAAAGCACAGGAGGUUUACUACCAGAACCGGCGACAAGUCGGCAAGAUUGUAUGUCAGCUGCAAUGAAGCGUUAUAAAUAUUUAAGGAGAAUAUUUAAAUUUCAACAGAUGGAUUUUGAAUUUGCAUUGUGGCAGAUGUGGUAUUUAUUUGUGUCUCCGCAAAAAGUUUAUCGAAAUUUUCAUUAUAGGAAGCAAACAAAAAAACAAUUUGCAAGAGAUGAUCCAGCAUUUCUGUUAUUAUUAAGUGCUUGUUUUUGUUUUGUUUUAGUAUCAUCGAUAGCAUUCGCCAUUGUACUUCGAUUAGGUAUCAUACAAUUAAUAAAAUUUUUAGUGUAUGUGGUAUUAGUUGACUGCAUAGGAUGCGGAAUUAUAGUAGCAACAUUAUUUUGGUUUUUUGGUAAUAAAUAUUUACGACGCGAUUGUAACGAUUUACAAGAUAUUGAAUGGGGUUACGCAUUUGAUGUACACUUAAAUGCAUUCUUUCCACAAUUUGUCAUGAUACAUAUAUGGCAAUUAUUUUUUUACAAUGGUAUCAUUAAUCAUGAAUGGUUUAUAUCCAGAUUCAUUGGCAACUCAUUUUGGCUGGUUGGAAUUUGUUAUUACGUUUACAUCACUUUUCUUGGUUAUAAUUGUUUGCCAUUUUUACACAAAACGAAUUUAAUACUAUCAUCAGUUCCAGUAUUAGUGUUAUUUUAUAUUAUUUCAAUAAUAUCUGGAUGGAAUGUCAGUCAUACCGUUAUGGAAUUUUAUCAUAAUCGUGUGAAAUGAAAUAAAUUAUUUAUAUAUUCAAUUUAUUGUUCAUGUUUUUGUACAUAGUUUUUAAACAAAUUAUAUUUAAA